Molecule: messenger RNA, 636 nt
Organism: Cylindrotheca closterium
Lineage: Eukaryota; Bacillariophyta; Bacillariophyceae; Bacillariales; Bacillariaceae
Source: the annotation of a GenBank genome assembly
AUGCCACAAGAGUAUCCAAGAACAUCUCUUACCCGUCAGUGCAUCCGCAUACGACUCGCGAAUAGUGUUACCAAUCGAUCGAAGAACUUUCGAUUGUCGGAGAAAGACUUUGAUGAUUCGGUCCUCGAGAAGAUUUACGAAACUCCCGCCGCCGAGGAAGUCGUCAAAUGGCCUUCAGAACAAUCUCAACAACUUGAAGCGAACUCCUCAGAAAUCCAGUGUGUCAUGAAAUUAGAAAACCUACCUGACAAAGUGUUCUCUGAAAAUGAGCUUGGAAAGACUAGCAUUCAAGAUCUCCUUGACUUUCAGAAGGAAGACAAUGGAAGUGCUCAAGACAUCAUCCAGCUGUAUCUAGCGUGUAGACCUGUUGAUGAAAAGGAUGAUAACAACAACGAGAAUGAUGAGAACUCUCACCACUCACCCACAAUUACUCAUCCAAAGGUUCUUGAUGAAAAAGAACUGGGAAAUCGGUCGAGUUGGACGAUGAGUCCACCUUUAACCUCCCCGAGUAUCCUGAAGUGUCCAUCUUCUUCUUUGUCUUCUAGUAAAAGGGUCUCGUUUGGAGCAACGAUUCCAGCACAUUUGCAAGCCCCCAGCUUUGGCAAGAGCGAGAUGGGACCAGCAGUGAGUGAAUAA